GUGGUGACUAGAAAAAAAAGCCUCUGAGGUGCACAAAAUUUGAAACAAAUAAACAUGCAAAUUUUAACAAAACCAUGCAAUAACAAAGAGUAGAAAGUAACUACACCACAACCUUCACAUGGAAGAUUUCACAAACAUAGAAGAAGAAGAAGAUGAUCACAAGAAGAACAAGGAUUCAACCAAAUUCAAAAGAAGACAACUUGGACUCUCAUGCAUGCUCAACACCGAAGUGGGUGCAGUUCUAGCAGUGAUACGUCGUGGCCCUGAAUUCAACCCCAACAAUGGAUACAACAUCUCUUCCCCUGAAGAGAGCUAUGACUCUUCCAUGGUUAGUUCCUUGCGCUCCCUUCGCUCUCUCAUCUUCAACCCUCAACAAGAAUGGCGCACCAUUGACCCUUCCAUCUACCUCUCACCUUUCCUUGAUGUCAUUCAAAACGAUGAGGUUCCAGCCUCCGCCACCGGCGUCGCCCUCUCCUCCAUCCUCAAGAUUCUCAAAUUUGAAGUGUUCGACGACAAGACCCCGGGCGCCAGAGAAGCCAUGGAAUCCAUUGUCGCCGGGAUAACAAGUUGCAGGCUCGAGAAAACUGACCCUGUCUCUGAGGAUGCUGUGAUGAUGAAGAUACUGCAGGUUCUGGCUGGGGUGAUGCAGCAUAAGGCUUCAACCUUGAUAUCUGAUCACGCUGUUUGCACCCUUGUGAAUGCAUGCUUUCAGGUUGUUCAGCAAUCAGUGAACAGGGGAGAUUUGCUGCAGAGGAGUGCUAGGUACACCAUGCAUGAGCUUAUUCAGGCUGUGUUUUCACGGUUGCCGGAGAUUAAGGUUAAGGAGAGAGAAGGUGAAUCAGAAUCUGACAUGGAGGAUGAUGAUGAUGAAGAUGAUGAGAGUUUGGAGUCUGGUUAUGGGGUUCGUUGUGCGAUUGAUAUUUUUCAUUUCUUGUGUUCUCUGUUGAAUGUUGUGUCAAUAGUUGAUGGAGAUGGGUCUACUUCUCAUACAGCUGAUGAAGAUGUUCAGAUUUUUGCUUUGGUUUUGAUCAACUCGGCUAUUGAAUUAAGUGGGGAUAAGAUAGGGAAGCACCCUAAGCUUUUGAGGAUGAUUCAAGAUGACUUGUUUCACCAUUUGAUUCACUAUGGGACAUGGUCUAGCUCUUUUGUCUUGUCCAUGAUUUGCAGCACUGUGUUGAAUGCUUAUCACUUUCUGAGAAGGUUUAUUCGUUUCCAACUAGAAGCUUUCUUUGGAUAUGUGCUAUUUAGAGUUGCAUUUCUUGGAAGCUCGAUGCCACUUCAAGAAGUUGCAGUUGAAGGGAUAAUAAACUUCUGCAGACAACCCACAUUCAUUGUUGAAGUUUAUGCAAAUUAUGAUUGUGAUCCAUUUUGCCGGAAUGUGUUUGAGGAGGUUAGCAGGUUGCUUUGCAAGCACUCAUUCACGGCGAAUGGUCACCUGAACAGUUUGAACAUCCAAGCCUUUGAAGGACUAUUGAUCAUGAUUCACAACAUUGCAGAUAAUAUUGAGAAAGAUGAGUCAAUCCCUUUAGGCCCUUACCCAAUUCAAUUGAAUGAGUAUAAACCCUUUUGGGAGGAGAAAGAUAGAGUGGAUGAUGACUUGGAAGCUUGGGUGGAACAUGUAAGGAUGAGGAAAGUGCAGAAAAAGAGAUUACUAAUUGCUGCAAACCAUUUCAAUAGGGAUAAUAAGAAGGGUCUUGAGUACUUGAAGCAUGCUAAACUGAUCUCAGAUCCUCCUGAUCCGAAAGCAUACGCUUACUUCUUUCGUUACACUCCUGGCCUAGACAAGAAGGCAAUAGGGGAAUAUCUUGGAGACCCUGAUAGUUUAUACCUCCAAGUUCUGAAGGAAUUCACAGACACCUUCCAUUUCAAUGGCAUGAAUCUUGACACUGCACUGAGGUUUUAUCUAGAGAGUUUUUGGUUGCCUGGAGAGUCACAAAAGAUUCAACGUAUAGUCGAAGUAUUUUCUGAGAGAUUCUAUGAUCAGCAAUCCUCAGACAUAUUUGCAAGCAAGGACACUGUUCUUAUUUUAUGCUACUCCCUCAUCAUGCUUAAUACUGACCAGCACAAACCCCAAGUCAAGAAGAAGAUGACAGAAGAGGACUUCAUCAAGAACAAUAGAGGAAUAAAUGCAGGACAUGAUUUACCUAGAGAGUACCUCGCUGAGCUUUUUCAAUCAAUUUCCAAUCAUGCAAUAGCACUUGCUCAAACUAUUGUGUCAUUGGAAAUGAGCCCAAGUAGGUGGAUUCAGCUCAUAAACCUAUCCAGAGUAACACCAACUUUCAUACAAUGUGACUUUGAUAAAAGAAUGUGUAGAGACAUGUUUGCCUGUAUUGCCGGUCCAUCAGUGGCUGCUCUUUCAUCGUUCUUCGAGCACGCCGAUGAAGAAGAGCUUCUCCAUGAGUGCAUUGAAGGGCUAUUCUCAGUUGCAAGGAUUGCACAGUUUGGACUAGAAGACACUCUUGAUGAGCUCAUAUCAUCAUUUUGCAAAUUCACCACACUACUAAAUCCUUAUGCUUCCUCAGAAGAAACCAUGUUCACCUUCAGUCAUGAUUUGAAACCUAGAUUGGCAACACUUGCAGUUUUCACCAUAGCAAAUGAUUUCCGAGACUCGAUUCGAGGAGGUUGGAAGAACAUAGUAGACUGCUUGUUAAAGCUCAAGAGGCUUAAAUUGCUUCCACACUCUGUCAUUGAUCUUGAGGCACAAGCAGAUGUUUCAACACCUGACUCGAGUGCCCUUUCUCUUGAUGAUCAGAAAUUUGGUGGCAGCCAGAGAUUUUCUAGCAUGAUCACUCGUUUCUCGCUUCUUUCACCAGAAAAUAUGGAAGAUGGUUUGACCCUUGGUAGUGAAUUUGAACAGAAUCUCAAAAUGAUAAAAAUGUGCAGAAUUGGUAGCAUCUUCAGCAAUAGCUCCAAUAUCCCCAAAGACUGCUUACACAACCUUGGAAGAUCUUUGAUAUUUUCAGCUGCUGGAAAAGGCCAAAAGUUCAGCACACCUGUUGAAGAAGAAGAAACUGUUGAGUUCUGUUGGGAUUUGAUCACUACAAUUACUUUAGCUAAUGUUCACAGAUUCCAGUUUUUUUGGCCAAACUUCCAUGAGUAUCUUCUAGCAGUUGCUCAAUUUCCCAUGUUCUCUCCAAUCCCAUUUGCAGAAAGAGCUCUCUUAGGCCUUCUCAAGGUCUGUCUCAAGCUAUUUUCUACUCCAAGAGAAGACAAACAAAUUGAGGAGCUUAUUUUCAAGUCUAUAACAUUAAUGUGGAAGCUUGAUAAGGAAAUUCUAGAUACAUGCCAUGAUGUGAUAUCACAAUCAAUGAGCAAAAUAGUCAUUGAAUACCCGGCAAAUUUGCAGACUCAAUUCGGAUGGAAGUCGGUGUUGAAUUUGUUAUCGGUAACAUGGCGACAUCCUGAAACCUAUGAUCUGGGAAUUGAGGCCUUGAUUACAUUGUUGUCUGAUGGCACUCAUGUAACAAAAACAAACUAUGCUUAUUGCAUAGAUUGUGCUUUUGGUUGCUUCUUAGCAAAGAACAGUCCAAUAGAGAAAAAGAAGAAGAUACUGGAUCUAUUAGCUGAUUCAGUAAAAUUGUUGGUUCAAUGGCAUAGAACUCAAUACUCAGAUCCUGGAAGCAAUGUCAGUGCAGCAAGCAGCACAAGUACUUCCUCCAUGGAGGACAAUUCCAGAGGGCCCGGUUCCGCAAACUACAACAUGAAUUUGUUUGUGAAACUUGGAGAAGCAUUUAGAAGGACAAGCUUGUCCAGACAAGAAGAGAUAAGAAACCAUGCAGUUUAUUCUCUUCAUAAGAGUUUCAACCUAGCUGAAGAGCUGCUUUAUCUAUCAAGUAACUGCAUUAACUACUUCAACCUUGUGAUUUUUGCCAUGGUGGAUGAACUUCAUGAGAAGAUGUUGGAGUACUCUAGGAGAGAAAAUGCUGAGAGGGAAAUGAGAAGCAUGGAAGGGACACUUAAGCUUGCAAUGGAGCUGUUGUCUGAUAUGUACUUGAAUUCCUUGAGACAAAUAGCUGAGAGUCCAGGGUUCAGGACAUUCUGGCUAGGUAUAUUGAGAAGAAUGGAUACGUGUAUGAAGGCUGAUCUGGGACACUAUGGUCCAUCAAGCUUGAGUGAAAUCAUCCCUGAUUUGCUGAAAAAGAUCAUAACACAUAUGAAGGAUGAGGGGAUUUUAGCACCAAAAGAAGAUGAUGAUAUGUGGGAGAUCACAUAUAUACAAAUUCAGUGGAUAUGUCCUGCUCUCAAGGAUGAGCUAUUUCCAUUAUAGGCCUUUUACAGAAAAUGGACAAGUACCACUUUUUUACCCCAUUUAUUUGUUUUGCAGUAAACACAAACCUUUGUUUUCAGCAUGUAAAGUAAUAAUAUUUUAUUCUG
Messenger RNA from Lotus japonicus, 4374 nucleotides. RefSeq names its product ARF guanine-nucleotide exchange factor GNL2. The transcript is spliced from 3 exons. Gene Ontology annotation, molecular function: guanyl-nucleotide exchange factor activity. The record is from RefSeq and is a predicted model, not a curated record. Gene Ontology annotation, biological process: regulation of ARF protein signal transduction. NCBI's taxonomy places the organism in Eukaryota, Viridiplantae, Streptophyta, Magnoliopsida, Fabales, Fabaceae. Bases 119 to 4267 code for a protein of 1382 amino acids.